Messenger RNA from Formica exsecta, 4068 nucleotides. RefSeq names its product androglobin-like. The transcript has 9 exons. Gene Ontology annotation, biological process: proteolysis. The coding region runs from base 25 to 4068 and encodes 1347 amino acids. The record is from RefSeq and is a predicted model, not a curated record. Lineage: Eukaryota; Metazoa; Arthropoda; Insecta; Hymenoptera; Formicidae. Gene Ontology annotation, molecular function: calcium-dependent cysteine-type endopeptidase activity.
UUUUACGAUAUCUUCCCAUCCAAUAUGUCAGAAAAAUCUAGAAAUUAUUAUCAAUCUGAUAUCGCAAAUGCAUCGUGGCCGGAAUGGAAGGAUUCCGAUCUGAACAACGAAAAGUGGGGAGCCCCCAAAGAUAGUCCCGAUGGAUUAUUCCUGGAUACAGAAUAUGUCACAAUGCCACCAUCCUUGAAACCUGACCGAUGGAUAAGAGCGAAGGAUUUACAGCGUUUGACUAGUUCGUUGACGAUAUACACGACGACCGUGGAAUAUCCUGAUCUAAUUAUGAACAACAAGUAUUUACUGCAUAGCGAGUUUAUAAGAUGGUUCAUAUCUACGCUCAAGAAUUUGCAAUAUUGUGGCCGGGAAGGGUUGGAGAUUAGCGGGCAAGGCUCAAAUUUCACAUGGGCCGAUGGCCACAGGCCCUGGUGCGGUUGGAUGCACGUAUAUUCCUUGAACAAGGCUGGAAAGGGCGUUCAGCAUCGACCAGUGAUAAAUCCGAAUGGAAAGUAUAUUGUAAGAUUACAUCAUAUGGGAUGCUGGCGUCGUAUUCUGGUAGACGAUAACAUACCUGUGGAUAAAAACGGUAGACCCCUUUUACCGUGCACCUCCAACGACUUCGAGCUGUGGCCAAUGCUUCUCGCUAAAGCAUUGCUCAAGGUUGCUUCGCUGACCUGGACGGAACAUCGCGAGAUCAUCGACUUCCAUCCAAUUACUUGUUUAACAGGCUGGAUUUGCUUGACGCUAGACGUCACACAUUUAUCGUCGCAAGACAAGUGGGACUUUCUAAUGAAAUAUUCUGAGCAUUUCGAAUGGACGUCGCAAACUACUCGUGAUAACACGAGUCCAGAAAGCUCCACGAAUAGCGUUAUGACCGACAAGACGAGGAGACCUGGAGAAAUUUUGCGGCUAGUCCCUGAAGCCGAGAAACCUCAACCGAUCACGUUAUUUCUUCUCUUGGCCGAUACCCGAGAACUCGGAAACAAAGCGAUAUCUGGUUUAUCACCUUGCUGGGAUCACGUAAUUUACGUCGUCCAAUCACGCGACGUUUCUCUGGAUCCCAAACACGUAAAAGUUCAACUAUCUCAAAAGUGUCAAAAAUCACACACAUACAAUAAAAGAAUCAAAAUAGUAAAACCGCCAUUAGCAAAGUGGAAACUGCAUCGCUGGCUAAAAUGGGCCAUUUCGCAAAAUGUAAUCGAUCCCACCGAUUAUUUCGUUCCGAUUCGUUACUUGAGGGUGAUCAGUCCUUUCGAGGAAUGCGACGAGAGUGUUGUCUACAUUUACGACGAAAGUGACGCCGCAGGAAACUCGAGCUUUCCAAACGAGAUCGAGCAGUCUGAUAAAUCUGCGUGGAGAACGAGGUCUCAGAGAGCACCAGAUUCGCCCAUGACGGAAAAAGAGGCAACGGAAGAUGUCAGUCGAUGGAUUGACUUUAAUAUGAUGGCACCACACAUAACGGAAGUAUAUUUGUUUUAUAAGCUGGAGUAUUUGCGGUGCACGAUUCAAGUGAUGGGGGAUAUAUUGAAGACAACCCAUGGGACUCGCAAAGCUACGAACAAAGUCGAGAAGGAAAAAACAGAAAUUUAUAGUACAAGCAGAACUUUAAAGUCUAGAAACAAAUCUUUGUAUUUAUUCUGCGACUCUCUGGAGAAUAAAUUCUUCUUGGUUAAUUUUUGCGCUGCGCCGAGAAAGAAAAAAGAGUCACAUCUGAAGGAUUAUCUUAUCUUGGAAAAAUACAAUUGGUUUUUUGGAUCAAAUCAAUCGGAUCAGACAAUAAUUAUUUCCACGUUCGGCAAUAAGUCAACUGUCAUAGAAUUGAAAGCUGGUAGGCAACUCUUACGGAUUUAUCGCCGUUCAGAAUCCAGUCUGGCGAUCAUUUCUUCUGAUACGGAUUUUUAUCUCGGAAAUCGGGCGACUGUGCAACAACUGAUGACCACAGAGUCUGAUAGAAUCGAAUGGAUGUCGAAAAUAAUCAGUAAUAGUCUCUCUGAAACUUAUCGAUCAUUCGGAACAAAUAAUUAUCCAGUAAUGUUAAAAAAUUACUAUCGAAGCUACAUGCCCGGCUCACAGCAUAUUCUUUUGAAAGAAGAUGAAAAUCUUACUUUACUGAUACACCAAUCCUUUAUAGAAGAACAAAUUCGAUUGAUCAGAAAAAUCGUUCCCGAUAGCGAUCUCGAAAAUAUCCUUCGCGCUUUGCGGAUUUUUUUUCUGAAUCCAAAUAUUAGACUGGAAUACUAUGAUUCGAAAACUCAGAGAACACUUCAAGAUCUCAUAACACAAGAGGCCAUGAAAAUACCACGCAGCCAUGUAUCUGAUUAUAAUAAAGCAGCCACGAUAAUUCAGUUCUUCUUCAGGAUGGCUCUUGUAAAAAGAUACAAACAACUUCACAAUCCCGAUCACGCUCUGCAUAUGCAGAUUCGCAAGGAACUUUUGAAGAUAUCUGAUUUAUUCGAUUUGUCUAUCGCAAGUCAGUUAUUAAGGAACUUCAUCAAUCGUCAGGACAGUCUGCGCGAUUUCUAUCCUUAUUCCGAGGAUUUCGCGCACGUCCUGAAUAUCCAAGAAUUCAAAGGUGUCCUCGAAAGCGUCGGACACGAACAAUGGUUUCCGAUUGUCAGAUUUAUCGUGAAUACCAAGCCCGCGGAGACUGUCUUCGCGGCCUUCGAACUGCUGAUCGAUCUACCUCGCGUCGCAUUGCGUGUCUUCAACAAUCAAAACGGACACGAAGUAACGCGCAUCGUGAAUCAGGUGGCUCCAGCUCGCUAUGAAUAUCUGUCGGACGGUUACACUGUAUUUGCUUAUGGUUGGAACGAAAAGCAACGUAUCAAGGACCUGGAUUGGGCGAUUCGCAUAAUCACCAUGAAGGGGGAACCAAUGCUCUAUCAACCAGGCGAGCAACAGAUCAAACCUCCCAAGCUCACGGUCGAUGAAUUAGUCGGUACUUACGUUCCGAACAUCAAGAAUUGCAUCUCGCGAUGGAUCCUGCGAGCGACUUCGGGAAGCAUCAUCUCGAUAAGAUUGAUAACAUCCUACAACUUGGCGAAAAUCAGAAUGAAAGUUACCGAUGAAGAAAAGAACAUUUUGGCUGAUGUGAGAGGUGCUUCCAAGAUUUUCUUACCUUUAAUAAACUUAAAACACUCAACCAAGAACGAAGAUUAUAAAAUCAAAAAAGGAAACCAAGACUUUAAUGAGGAGUUUAGAAAUGCAAUGGAAGAGAAGAAACUCUAUUAUGUAGAUGCUUUCGUUUUUGACAACAGUUGGCCUCUUACAGAUGUCGAAUGGGCGGUCGUGAAUCAAGCGAAGACGAAGAAUGCAGAAGACUUCAAAACGAAGAUGCAAUUUGGGAUUAAAGUAUCAUCAAAUCUGUCAAGGUCAAAUCUAUCGACGGCAAGAAAAGAUUCGAAACAAUUAAACAAUAAUCAAGCCCUAGAACCACCAUAUUGGAUUCUUCAAGUUGUUACAGAUGCUCGGGAUGCUGUAGAGAUCUGUCAAGAUAAGAAAAGGGAGCAAGAAAUAACACUACUAAAAGAAUCCUGGUGGUCGAAGGAUCCAGGUCGAUUCAAACGUGGAAAGGAACUCCGAGAAACUUUUCUGAGUGCGCACGCCUUAAAAUCUGAACCGGAAGUGUCUUUAAACCAGAUAGUAGAACAAUCGAAAGAAAUAGAGGACGAAGAUAUAGCAUUCUGUCUGCCACAUGCGAGGCAACGUAGGACUUUGAUACCAUCGGAAUUUCAUCAUCAUCUGCCCGCUUUAAACCUGACGAAGUACGUGAGCAGAAACGAGAUUGUAAGACAUCUUGAUUCAAAGAUGAAGAACAAUGACGAAAAAUUGCUAAACCGAUACGUCGUCGACGUCGAAGUCCAUAAUCAAAGAAAUUAUUCUAAUUACCUGGAAAACUUGACCGAGCUGAUAAACAAGCAACUGCAGAGAUACGCGAAGUUGUUUAAGAAGAAGGAGAAGAAUUUCUGGCAGAGAAAAACUCUGGUAGAUGUCGUUUACGAAUCGAGGAAGGUCUACAUUGACAGUUUGACAUCCGAAAAAGCGAAGACCAAAGAGAAAGCGAAGAAAAAUUGA